Messenger RNA from Anguilla anguilla (European eel), 3896 nucleotides. Its product is annotated as LIM domain-containing protein 2-like. Lineage: Eukaryota; Metazoa; Chordata; Actinopteri; Anguilliformes; Anguillidae. Gene Ontology annotation, cellular component: plasma membrane; actin cytoskeleton. Bases 185 to 523 code for a protein of 112 amino acids. Gene Ontology annotation, biological process: actin filament bundle assembly. The transcript has 4 exons. Gene Ontology annotation, molecular function: actin filament binding. The record is from RefSeq and is a predicted model, not a curated record.
AAAAAGGAGAAGAAAAAAACCCAGAGAGAAAGAACAAGCCUAAGAAGCCGGUUGGCACACAGACAGAAGUACAAUCCCCCUUCAUAGCCGUAUUGUAAGUGCGGACGAGAAAGCCAUCGACGAAAGCACAUUGAGCUGACGCGUGGACCGUGCUUCUUUUUUAACCGUUGACAACAAUACACAGAUGGACACCAGCACGACCCCUGAAGACAAACCGGUGCAGCGCUCCAAGUCGUUCGGCUUUAAGGUCCAGAGGGAGCAGUGUUCAUCCUGUGAGAAGACGGUCUAUCCCAUGGAGAGGCUUGUGGCAGACAAGCAGGUCUUCCACACAACCUGCUUCUGCUGCAAGCACUGCAACACAAAGCUCAGCCUGGGGUCCUAUGCAGCCUUGGAGGGAGAGUUCUACUGCAAGCCGCACUUCCAGCAGCUGUUCAAGAGCAAAGGGAACUACGACGAGGGCUUCGGUCGUAAGCAGCACAAGGAGCUGUGGACCAACAAGGAGCCUGAGACCAAAACUGCAUAACCAUGCCUGCCUCUCUGCCCCAGCCCCCCCGCGCCCCCCACCCGCCCCCCACCCCCGCACAACCGACACGCAACCAACACCUGCACACUUCACAUUCCAGCACGAGGGGGCACUCUUCGCUUCAAAGGACUGGUCAUCUGCUUUCAGUUUGUAGCUUGCUGAAAUCAGGCUUUCAUUUCUUAAUUUGGGUUUUGUUGCACAAUUAAGUUUUUUUUAUUUAGCAUUUUGUUAGAACAAUACAUGAACAAACUAACCUAUUAAAUGGCUUCCUUUUAUCUUUUAUUUUUUGAAAUUAUAUUUUUUAAAUCGUAUAACAAUAGUGUCAGAUACUAUUGACUAUUAUAUAUUUAUCCACCCCCAAAAGUCAUUUGAAUGCUCAGGUAAAUUUAUUGUUGGGGCAUCAGUUUAUUGGUGAGCAUACAUUAGAAUAUUACCUGCAGCAAUUGUGUUUUUAUUGCGAGAAAAAAUUGCUUUAUUACAGAUUUCAGCGCAAUUUCUUGUUUUAUACUCUCUUAACGGACUGUUUUAUGUUUUUUAAAGGAUAAUUCUUAAUCAGCCAAUAAAUGAAAUAAGACAGGGUCUUCUGUGUAACAAAGUGUGCAGGGUACCUUUUUGGCAGGGUAUAAUCUGUGAAACUACAGGGUACUCUCUACAUAUCUCACAAAUCUACUGAAAGACCUGGCUUGGUGCGCUUGGUGGGAAUACUUGUCUAACUGUAGGUAAAUGUGCUCGAGUGCGGGAGGGGAGUGGGUUAAACGGGUUCGCCCUCAGCGGUUUUGUUUUUAGCGUUUGUUCGCGUGCGAUCCAGACGUCUGUACAGCCGACCCCGUCUGCCGCUGGCUCUCUGUAUCUUUGCCGUAGUCAAUCCAACUCUGCCUCCUCCGUCUAGUCUACAUUUCUGCGUCAUCUUUCAGGGAUUUUCCGUGUAGCUGUUCUCGACUUGAGCUUGAUUUUCAGUGCUGUCUUAGGGUUUGUGUAUCUGAGGUUGAGUGUUGCAUGCUUGGUGGAAUGAGAGCAAUGCUGGGGCUGUGGAGUCAUAUUUUUGCACAGGAGAAGUGUCACACUGAUCUCAGCAUGCAGCAGUAGCUCAUGCUCAGUGAAUGUACGUAAUGAACUCUGCUGUACCAAUGUCUUAAAGCGGGACCACUUGAAAUGUUUAGCAAGGUAGAAAAUAAUAUCCUCUUGUCAAUGUACUAACCUGUAUUGUUCUUUAUUAUCAUACUGAUCUCCAUCUAAACGUUCAACAAACAUCAAUGUUUAAACUGAGAUACACAGAUUAUCAUGUUACUGUGUGUAUUUCACUAACAUCCUUCCCAUUACACAUCCUAUUGAUUUUAUUCUUACUGGAACAGGUAUGUUAGCUUGUCAAGGUACAAACUUGGUUUUAUAGUACAAAUGUGAAUGGGGUGAUCCAAGUACGGAAUUGUAACCACACCUGGGUGUACAGGAGUACUUCAUUGACAUUCCUAGCCGGAAAAAGGAAACGGUUGAUCCCUUUCUACCUCAGAUUUUGCAAACCAGUGCUCAGGAAUUAGGCCUGGUUCAGGAUGUGGCUGGAGCGCGGUCUCGGUAUCAGCAGGUUUCCGAAAGUGUUCCGUUUCAAAAAUGACAACUACAAAUGUUUUGUGUUGUGAAGCGGAAGUAGAGAGGACCAAGUUCCUUAUUUGGUUUGCCCCAUGUCACCAUCUAUGUGAUUAGUCAGUCAAGAUGCUGGGAAUUUGGCACAGACUGUAAGAGUCUGAGAGAAUGUACACCGUGAGUUAGAAAUUCAGUUGAUAUACGAGUCAGGGGGCUAAAUGCAUUGUGCUGAUGUCAUUACAUAAGCUGAAACAUAGGUUGUGCACUCGCGCACAGCAGCCUCUGUGCUGUUAUAGUCAGUAUUGGGACAGGGACCUGCCCUUGCUAGUGCAAACAGGAUCAACAUUUUUUUUGUGGUUCAAUGUUGGAAAUUUAAUAACUAGCCCCGUGGCUGUGAAGAGCAGUUCUUCUCCUUUUCACACUUGCAUUAUGAAUAUACUGGCUUAUCUGACAAAUUGGCCCUGGUUUAAAAGUCAGUGUUACUAGCCUGGUGGUGUCAAAUAUAUAAAUUAUAUAUUAUAAACAUUUUUUAAACAUGAGACCAGAAUAUGUGACACCUUAACAACUGCAUUUAUGCAGUUAAUAAGGUGGAUAUCUAGCCUUUAAAGUGUCCCUUCAGUCUUCAGGAUGAGACGUUCCACUGUGUCUAGUCUAUUUGUGCAGGAUUCCCUCUGAAAGAGCGUUGGAAGCUUGGAGACACGAUGGAACAUUUUACUCUGUGCAGAUUCCUAUUUUAUUAACAAAGUUAGUCCUUUCUGCUUAGAAGAAAAUACAUUGCUAAGACUUAAAACAUGAACAUUGCAGGCCUUAGAUGUAACAUGCCUAAUGUACAGAGUCAUUUUGUUCAGACCUCUGACCUGUGUGAGAGUGCUCUUUGCAUAGUUUAUUUCUUUAAAAAAAUAUAUCCCUAUAUUUUCCAACACCUGCUUUAAGAUUGUAGGCCUUAUCCAGGAACAAGAAAAAAAAACAAAACACAGAUCAAGCUCUUCGCAGUCAGGCAUACAAAAUGGCUGUGUUUGUAUAGACGUUCUUAAUGUGACUGCCCAUUUCCCUUAAUAGUAUGCAGUCAUUUCAGGCUAUCCCCUGAUUCUCCUGACCAUUUCCUAUCACACUCCAGUGUCCAUCCCCUGGUUUUCAUUCCCUCAGAAUGUACACUGCAGUAUGAUGUACACUUUACAUAAUUGUGUUGUCUUGCAUGUGAAUUUCCCCUUUUUUAAAAACUUGUAUUAGCCUCUGAACUAACUUGUGUUUUUAGAAUUCGCUAAAUAAUUGAGGGGCCAUGAGAUUUCUGUUGGAUUGGAAAGAGCCAUGCACAAAAAGUUGUAUCAUCAUCACCAGUAGAAGGUGAAAACCUUACUCUCUCUUUAGUACCGCAGUACCUAGUGUACUGCAUGGUCCCUGUACAUGCACACUCUUUGAAUACUUUUUCAAAUAUUGGUGAAAAAUUGCAUUCAGAGUUGCAUCUUGUUUGCGUAUAAAGACUUACUAAAGAUGCAGAAAGUCAGUGUUUUCAGUGAGGAUGAGGAGAGAUGUGUCAUCAUUUUAUUGUGUAAACCUUCUAUAAACUUGACGUGUGGAAUGAUGUUGUGGCCUUAUAGCACAAGGGUGUUUCUGUUUUUUCUUUUGUAUUUUCUUUUGUUUUUAUACUUUUUGUAUUCUCAAGUUGAAUUGUGUAGAAAGAAGUAAUGAAAUGUGAACAAGAUGUGCAAAUUUGUUUCAUCCAAAUGAUGUCCUUUGAGUUCAAAAAGUUUUCCUUUUUUACAUGCAUUUGAAAAAAUAAAAAUGAUUCUGCUGA